This is a messenger RNA of Oreochromis niloticus (Nile tilapia), 7706 nucleotides long. RefSeq names its product RAB40c, member RAS oncogene family (gene rab40c). Gene Ontology annotation, biological process: intracellular signal transduction. Bases 1095 to 1934 code for a protein of 279 amino acids. Gene Ontology annotation, molecular function: GTPase activity; GTP binding. NCBI's taxonomy places the organism in Eukaryota, Metazoa, Chordata, Actinopteri, Cichliformes, Cichlidae. The record is from RefSeq and is a predicted model, not a curated record. The transcript has 6 exons.
GGCGGGGACAGCAGAGAGCAGGGAUCUGUCAGCGCUGAGCUCGGUCAGUCGUGCUGUAUCCGCCGAGCAACAGUGAGGGUCUUCAUGUGUGAUUAUGACUGAGGAUAAUGGAGAAAAAUGGAAACGGCACGGACUGAGAUCACUCAUAGAGAUUUGGACUGGACGUAGAUGCUCCGCGGCCUGUUGAUUCCGCUACAGAUGUGGGAAUUUUCUGGAUUACAGUGAAGUUACUGGAAUCUUUGUCAUCUCGGUCUGAAGAAAGACAUCCAGGCGGCCUGAAAUCACUCAGACUCCCGCUGAAGCCCAGCCGCGGUUAGCUGCCUGUUACGAAGCAAUAUCGUUGUUUUAUUCUGUAGAAAGUUAUUCAAUAAGAUAAACCUGUGCAUGGCUAAAAUUAGCGGUUUGGUGUCGUUAUAUAAUUACUGUUUUAGCUGUCUGGGAUAGCAGCAGCAGGGAUAAUAGCUAAGCUAGCUAGCGGGGCUGGGGCUAGCCUGUUGUUAGCCGGAAAGCUGCGCUGAAAUGACAACAAAAAGACACCCUCCAGGUUUGGGAGUUUGAUACAUGUAUCAUAAAAUAGAUCUGCUUUAAAUUUAGGUAACAGCUGCCAGACUUAGUUUAAAGUAAGUGCAGACAGUAAUCAUAUUUUCUUGCAACUACAACAAUCAUUCCACAGCUCCAGUUACACUUUAAAUAUGUGCUUUAAUCUUUAAUCUCGCAAAGAUAAGAAAAGUCUUUUGGUCUUUUUUAAAACAUCAUUUUAAGUUGUCAGUGCCAGUUUUUCCUCGCUCCCAAAACUAUUAUUGCUCUUAUCUUUAACAAUGUUUUACUUUCCACAACCACAUUUUUGGCAGCCAAACAGGACAUUCCUCUGAGACUGUGACCCCCUUUUUUCCCAUUUUUUUUUCUUUGCCUGAAAUUAAACUACCUACAGUUUAGAAGACUGUUAACAGGCAAAACAAAGACUCCCAGACCCGCAUACGGGACGUUCAUGGCAUAACAGACUGUGUAUCAGGGAAUAGCAACGCAUAAGGGUGCUGUUUGGUUUCCCCUUCAGCUUCUUGGAGACUACUCCCUCGACCUCCAUGUGAGACAGGAUGGGCAGCCAGGGCAGCCCAGUGAAAAGCUACGACUACCUGCUGAAGUUCCUCCUGGUAGGCGACAGCGACGUGGGGAAAGGCGAGAUCCUGGACAGCCUGCAGGAUGGAUCUGCAGAGUCCCCUUACGCUUACAGUAGUGGUAUCGACUACAAAACCACCACUAUUCUCUUGGACGGCAGGAGAGUGAAGCUGGAGCUGUGGGACACCUCGGGACAGGGGAGGUUCUGCACAAUCUUUCGCUCGUACUCCCGCGGAGCUCAGGGGAUCCUGCUGGUGUAUGACAUCACCAACAGGUGGUCCUUCGACGGCAUCGACAGGUGGAUCAGAGAGAUCGAUGAGCAUGCCCCAGGCGUGCCUCGGAUCCUCGUGGGUAACCGUCUACAUCUGGCAUUCAAGCGGCAAGUUCCCACCGAGCAGGCGAGGGCGUACGCCGAGAAGAAUGGCAUGACCUUCUUUGAAGUGAGCCCGCUGUGCAACUUCAACGUCAUUGAGUCGUUCACAGAGUUGUCGCGCAUCGUCCUCAUGAGGCACGGCAUGGAGAAGUUCUGGAGGCCCAACAGAGUCUUCAGCCUCCAGGACCUCUGCUGCAGAGCCAUCGUGUCCUGCACGCCGGUCCACCUGAUCGAUAAGCUCCCGCUGCCCGUCGCAAUCAAGUCCCACCUCAAGUCCUUUUCCAUGGCCAACGGAAUGAAUGCCGUCAUGAUGCACGGACGCUCCUACUCGCUGGCCAACCCAGCCGGCGGCUCCAAAGGCAACAGCCUGAAACGCUCCAAGUCUAUCCGUCCGCCGCAGAGUCCGCCGCAAAACUGCACCCGCAGCAACUGUAAGAUCUCCUAACAAGCGCCGCUCCCCGGAUCGCAGCUUGGAGCGGGCGUGGGAUCAGGAGACAGAUGUGCAGGGUUUCGUUAGCUGGAGGAAAUCCCUGAACCCGAAGAGCAGGAAUGAUGGAUAAAGGGAUGAAUGAGCGCUACCUCCCACCUACACGAGGUCAUGUUUCAAGUGUUUAAUGUUCUUUCCAGGUGAAGGGGGAGGGGUUCGAAUGGUGCCUCAGGAAAUUUAGAGAGUGACUACAAAUGUUUUGACCUUAUUUACACUAAAACAAGAGAAAAAGACUCCAGAAACUCUCCUCCCUGCUGGAGAGGCUACUACAUGAACAGAGAUCCCUCACCAACACAUAUUUAGUUACUCUACAUGAUGCACGCCGCUCAGUGUCUGUGCAUCGCCGCAGCCUUCACUUUCACACCUUUCCUGUUUCCUUUUUUUCUGUCCACACAUCCGUUAUUUUUUGUUCUGUGACUGAUAAGCUAACCAUCAAAACACUAGAAAUAAUCAGUCGCUUUUUGUCAGCGCACGUGUGUUUUAAAGUGAUUUUAUAUUAUAAAUCCACAGAGGUUUAGAGGCCCCCCCCCCCCAAAAUACCCCUGGAGGACCCGGCCUGAGCCGAGUCCAGACUUGUUAGUGUGCCUUGAGCCCAAGUGAACAAGCAUGCAGCAGAUAGAUCGCUAAAAGCACGACAGUAACCAUGAAUUAGAAAAUCCACAGAGGUUCAGUUUCCUAUUUUUAGUUUGCAGUCCCUUCAUCUUCUGAUGGACUCCAUUUGUCGCUUAAAUGCAGCCAAAUGUGACGAAUUAUACUGAGGAAUUUAUUUUAAACACGCUUUUUAUAUACAUUUUUUUUAAGGAAAAUGUUUGUUGUUCAAUAUUUCACAUGUGACAGUCAGCCAAUCAAAUGUACAAACCCAAACUGAACUUUUCAGACGGGGUGGAAACGUGCUUGGGACUAUUUUCAGUGGAGGAGUGAUCUACAUUUGGUGUUCUGGUGUGAAGUGUGGUUAUGUGUCAGUGGUGCAUCUGUUUUCUUUUUCACCCGAGAGCUUCAGCGACUUGAUUUUUUCCCCACUCCUUCCUCUCAUCAUGCUUUUCAGAUUUCACGCCUCACCUGUCGUGUCACACCUUUAUAACUCCGCAGAGUCACGUCUGCGCUCACCUGCUGCUUCUCUGACAACGUGCCACCGAUCCAGACUCGCCUCAAAGUGAUGCUCCACCCAAACUCUCUGAAUGAGCGUGUUGGUAACGGAGCAGUUAGUGACACUGCUGCAGUCCAUUAAUCCAUGUGUUGGUUUCACAGAAAACAUCAACAUACGAUAACUUCAGUACAUUUAAUGAAGCCUUCACAUUCUGAAUGUUUUCAGAGUUAUCGGAUCUUGAAGUUCAUCAGGGUGGAUUAAGAACAUUAUACAUGUGCCUCCUCACACUCGUGCACAAACUGUGAUGCUUGCAGUGGGUUUAAAACCGAUUAGUUUGCAUUUUUUAACAGAGCUUCAACAUCUUUUUAAGCCCUGGAAAUUUCACAUGGAUAUCUGUUAGCUGUGAGGGAUCAAAAAAUGCAGAAUAACUGCAAAUUUGGACCCAUUCCCAUGUAAUUAGAGGGCCUGUAACUAUGAAGAUAUUCAUGUGUGAUGGUAAAAUUUUGCUUGGCUUCAUUAAAUAAACUAAAGUUAUUGAACAUAAAAAAUUCAGCUGAUUCUGAGAGACCCACAGACGAGGGACCGAGUGAUUUCUUUUAUUAAGUAAUGCUGCUUUUCUGGGGUUUUCAUUGCAUUUUAAACAGAUUAUCUGUGGUUUUUCGCUCUUUUAUGACUGAAUCAUCAGCUGAAGCUCUAAAUUGAGCACAAAGAACAUAAAGCAGUUCAUUAGACCAUUAGUAGAAGUGAAGCAAAUAUAUGGUGUCACCCUAAUGGCUGCAGUCAGUGUCACAGUUGAUCACUGAGUAAUAAAACCCAAAUCACACUGACUUUGCUGAAACAUGUUCCAGCUGUCAUUGAAUUUCUCGGAUUUUCACUGCAAAAAGUUCAAAUUGAAUUAACUUAAAGUCACAGAAGACAAAGAAAACCGGCCAAUCGUGCAGAUUUGAAAACUGCAAACUGUUAAUUAGGAGCCAGAAGUAGCAGAGAGGAAAUCUCGACAGUGUUUUUGUGCGCUCAGAUCUGAAUGCGUGAGCAGAGAGCCUCAGCACGCAGCUUUUCUUUGAAGUUUUCCACAUGGACGCAGUUUCCCAACACGGCGCUGAAGUGUCAGCGUGCUGUUCCAGAUUAAAAUGAUCAUAUUUACUGUGAUGAAGCGUGGCUCUGUCUGCCGCCGUGAAACUGAAACGGUCAUGAAGCUCUGCUGCGACAUAAUUGGCUCAGAUGUUUCUGUUUUGGUUGCUGAUUGGUGGUUUUGGUGGAUCGGCGAUCACUCGGGCUUCGCUGAGUGUCGCACCCGCUCUUUGUGUAACGUGUUUGGUUUUAUUUUCACAGUUUUCAGGAGUUUAACCCGAGCACAGCUCCAUCCGGUCACAUCUUUAACCCACACAGUCCCCUCAGCUGUUAGCUUACUGCGCUCCUGUGACUCUGCUGCACGUCUGUCUGCUCAUGUGUUUUCCAUAAGUUUAAUUCAGUUUCAGUCUUUGCCUGAGCUCUUGUGACUUUCUGAGAAGCUGUUCAGAUGAUGUGAUAGUUGAAGUUCUGAUGAGGGCAAACAGGAAACCAGUCACAGCGGCUGGUCAGGCUCGUGUUGAAGUGGAAACUUUCCAGUAUUGAUAGUAAACAGUGACCCGUGUGUAUCGGACCGCUCUGAAUGUCACUCGCUGUCUUUCAUAACCAACUUCUCUUUAAGGCACACCAACUCUCAGAGCAAAAUGUCAGGAACAUUUUCACGCUUUAAUCGACUCUUUUCACUUGUUGAGACGUCUCACAGACCAGAACAUUAAUCAGGAGAUGUUAAAAAUAUAAAAAGUCUUUCUCUCAGUGGAAGCAUAAAUAGUUUCACUUCAUUUCAGGAUGCUUAACUUCCUUUUUUAUGCUGUUUGCAAUUUUUACUCUGUGAUUUUCAUCACAUUUCAGAGAAAAUCAAUAAUGUGUUUUAGAUAAACUGCGACCAAAUCAGUUUUCCGCCCACUCAGAGUCUCAAUCUGCAGAUAAAAUCUCGCCUUCACUUCCGUCACAACUAUAAGCUCCUUUCACCAGUGACAAAAACGACAUUAGUUAAUAAUUUUGACCCAGAAGGAGUCGAAGUUAGAAGACGACCGCGGUGUCAAAAUGUAGAAAAAAGCAGACGUGUGGCCGCGUAUCCCACACGGUGACAGUUGGGAUAACUUUAACUUUGCAUGGCGUCAUUAAAUAAACCGUUCAGCAGAAAUCAGCUGACUCUGAGGGGGUCAGGGGUCAGGUGGGAGUGAGCUGCAGGUCCUUUCAGAGGACUGAGGCAUAGAGACGUGUGUUCAGGAUGUCUGCUGUUGGUUUUCCUGAUGUUUGAUGUUUGAAAUUAAAAAAAAAACAGCAGACUGUGCGUUUAAAUGUGAACUCUUGAUAAUCGAAUUAAGCUGCGACCACGAGGUUGGAAUUAAAUGACCGUCCGCCUCGUGUUUGCCGUCCGUGUUCCCGCCCUGCUCGUUCUCCUGUGAGCGCAGCGCAGCGUCGGCCUCCGUGUGCGAGCGGCCGCUCGUGUAGAAACGAGCCGGAACACGUGAACUCUUCCGAGUCGCUGCGUUUCAAACUCCUCCGACUGGAUCUCCCACAGGAACCGAAGCAGCAGGUCUUCUUCUCUCUCUGCCUCUGAUCUGCACCGCCGCCUCCGCACGCUGUCCCAUGAUUCAUAGCUACUGAAUAAUAGAUGCUCCUUUCAUAGAUCUCUGAAGAGCUUCAUCUCCGUCUCUUUCUUCCUCUCUGCUCGCUGCGUGGUUUGUUUCCUCCUCAGUUUCUGCUUCUGCCUUCUUUUCCUUCGCCUUAAAAUCCUGCAGAUGAUCGUUUUUUCUCCACGCUUCGUUCCAGGUUUUGUGGCGUCUCUUCAGGCGAUCGGAGGGAGCGCCCUCUCCAUCCGCUCGGCUUUGUUUUGUCUCCUUUCUCGCCUUUAAUGAUGCCCCCCACUGAUCCAGAGUCAGAUUAUUCCUCCACCACACACAUUAACUGUAGUUCCAGCAGCACCCUCAGGACCAGCCUAAUGUUCUCUAAGAAUAGCUAAACCAUGAGAUUAGUCUUGUUUAUGGUGGUUUAAUGUUCAGUGAUCUCAGCACAGUAAACAGCAUCUGUGCUCGGUCUCUCACUGAAAGUGUUUUAGUGCAAAGCUUCUAAAAAUAGAAGCUCAAUUGGGCUGAAUGCUGCUCAUCUAAAAUAACGCACAAGUCACCUGAAAGGUCAAAUAAGGAAGAUUCAGAGUUUAAGUUCUCGAUAAACUGCAGAGAUAUGAGUGGCUGAUUAAAGGAGAAACAUGGCGUAGAUUUACAGCUGACCUGUUCAGCUCGUUUCCAGCUCCCUCAGAGCAGCUUUGCAUGAUUCACAGUUCAAAAUAACCCUUCUUUAUCUGAAACCAGGCCUCGGUGCAGCCCCUCAGCUCAUCCUCUGCCUGAAACAGAGUAAUUUAGGCUACCACGUGCAAUCAGAUGGUCCGAGAUACAAUAUUAGGCAUGUCCACUCUCUGUGAAUUAAGACGAUUCAUCUUAAAUGUUUUCGUGUUUUCAGUCCUAAAGAUUUCGACAUACCCCAUAUUUCAUGCAGGAUUGUAAACUACACUUAAAGCACUCUGCAUGUUUCUGUUAUAAUGCCAGACUUCUAUAUUAAACAUGUCUAUUGGUUCUAAUAAUGAGGCAACGAUAUGUAAAUGUAACCCCUUUAAGUCGAAGUUCAGCCUCUUUCUGCUGUGAUUAAGGUUUAGAGAAGCAGAUUUCCUCAUACAGUCCUUUCUGCAGACAGCACAGCUCAGAAAUACCCAAAACUGCCUCUCAGCAGUCGUCCAGACUUUAGCCAGUCAGAAGAAGGUUCAGGAAGGUGGGGCCUUUAAGCAACGGGAGGAAAGUCAGCUUGUUUGACAGAAAGGCCGGGCGGCGAUAAAUAAGGUCUUUCCUGAUCUGCGAGUCAUGCGGCGCUGCUCUGAUGGAGUCCCAGAAUGAAAAUGCAUGUAAAUAAUUGGAGGAACUUUUACGUUUGAACUCAGAGCACAGCUGAAUAAAAGGAAAUCAGCAGUGAUGAUCACAUGGUUUUUAGUAAAUGUGCAGAAACACUCUCGUAGUCACAACAACAGCAGGAAGUGAAGAACAUGUCCUCCUGAUGAGGAGCGUGUGAGCGUGGUUCAGCAUUUUUCUUUUCCUGCAGUUUUCACACGUAUUUUAAACGUUUGUUACGGAAGUUCAAGAAUGGGGAAAAAAGCUCUCACACCAUCAGGUUUCAUCUCUUUGCCAACAUUUUUAGGUUUUUAUCUUCUCCCACUCUGAGGCUUUUAUUUGCCUAACAUCAGCACAAUAAACCUCGUGUGUUGUUAUUUGUUCAUCCAACCACAGUUUUUUAUUUGCAUAACCACAGAAACAUUCACAGAGGAUUGUGGGAAUGUUUGUAACAACGAAGAAAAAUGACCAGUAGAACACUACUCCUGUCUUUUUGGCUGAAGCUGCUGAACGAGUGUGUGUGUGUGUGUGUGUGUGUGUUUGUGAAUGUGUGUGUGAGUGUGAGAGAGAGGUAAUGAUCUUUAAACAUCAAGCUGAACAUUUUUCUUUCUUGUUUUUAAAUUAUUGAUUGUACAGUUUAAGGCGAUGUGUAUGAAGAUUUUUCACAAUAAAAGUAUUGAAUGUUGACGUCAA